CUUUCAAGAAGACUGUGUUCAUUUUCAGGAUGGGGGCUGGGGGGCUCUGAGAGCAUUUUUCAUCAUUUAAAGCACCAAGGAGGGAAGCCAGAGUGAGAGAGGUGCAGCUGAGAGAGACAGCCUCUAAGAGCUGUGAAGCAGAAGUGAUGGAUUCAGCCCGCAGAAAAGUGACAGUCUUCCCCUAACGGGCCACAGGCAGUCCACAACCAGCCCUGGACUAACACGCGUUACUGGGAAAUUACCUCCACCAUCAAACUAAAGGUACCACUUGUCUCCUCACAGACUUUUCAGGAGGAUUUUGGAACAACUCAGAGCAGUUUUCUGGGAGAUUGGGGCUUCUGUUGGGCAAAUGACACCUUUAGUAACAUUUUAAAGCACUACUGCUUCUCUGCUGUUGGAAUGGACUGAAGUGAUAAAAAAAUUGAGUGUGUGGACAGGAAAGGAAAACGCAACUUUCCCACCUGGGAUGACUUUUCACCAAGAGAAACUUCCAACAGCUCUGGCGGGAGGGCAAGGCAUCUAAAGGAGUCUCGUCAAAGUUAUCUUGUUUUGGUGGGUUGGGCACUAACUCAUGGAGCCCUCUUCAAGAGUCCUGCUUGGGGUCCUUCUGGUGUGUGGACUAGCCUGUUGUGUCCAGCAGAGCCAGGGAAGCAUUAACCAUGGAGGGAGCAAGACCCAAGUGUUUGGGAGUAGUGAGGAUGAUAUAGAAGGAGAGUUUCUCUAUGCUGGAAGGAGCAAACGAGCUCCUGCUGACCAGCCACAGGGCAAAUGUUCCUACACCUUCAUUGUGCCUCAGCAAAAAGUAACUGGAGCCAUUUGUGUGAACUCUAAGGAACCAGAGGCAAUGCUGGAGAACCGUGUCCAGAAACAGGAGUUAGAGCUGCUAAAUGUGGAGCUACAGAAACAGAAGAAGCAGAUCGAGACUUUACAGCAACUGGUAGAGGUGGAUGGAGGUAUUGUCAAUGAAGUGAAGCUUCUGAGGAAGGAGAGCAGAAACAUGAACUCAAGGGUCACUCAGCUCUACAUGCAGCUUCUCCAUGAGAUUAUCAGAAAAAGAGACAAUGCUCUGGAAUUGGCACAGAUGGAGAACAAGAUCCUAAACCAAACCUCUGAAAUGCAGCAGCUCACCAGUCGAUACAAAGACCUUGACCAUAAAUACCAGCAUUUAGCCUCUUUAGCCUCAAAUCAGUCUGCUCUUAUUGCCAUGCUGGAGGAGCAGUGCCAGACGCGGCCCCCUCAUCGUUAUGUUCCGGUCUCACAGCCACGGCCUCAGCCACCUCCUCCCUCCCCGCCUCUAAACAAGCCUUACCCACCACCGGUCCUGCCACGUAACAACAACCCAAUCAGCAAUGAGAUCCAGAAUGACCAAAAGUCUCUUCUCCAACCAAUGCCCACUGGUACACACAGCCCCUCCACCACAGACAAGCCUUCAGGCCCCUUCAAGGAUUGCCUGCAGGCUCUGGAAGAUGGCCACACUGCGAGCAGCAUGUAUCUGGUGAAGCCAGAAAACGCCAACCGCCUCAUGCAGGUGUGGUGUGACCAAAGACACGAUCCAGGUGGCUGGACUGUUAUCCAGAGGAGGGUGGAUGGCUCCGUCAACUUUUUUAGGAACUGGGAGACGUACAAGCAAGGGUUUGGCAACAUCGAUGGUGAGUACUGGCUCGGUCUGGAAAACAUCUACUGGCUGACAAAUCAGGCAACCUACAAGCUGCUGAUCACACUGGAGGACUGGAGCGGCAGGAAGAUGUUUGCUGAGUACGCCAGCUUCAGAGUGGAGUCCGAAGCUGAUUUCUACAAAUUAAGAGUGGGUCGCUAUCAUGGCAACGCUGGGGACUCUCUCACCUGGCACAAUGGCAAACAGUUCACAACACUAGAUAGAGAUCACGAUGCAUACACAGGAAACUGUGCCCACUACCAGAAAGGAGGCUGGUGGUACAACUCAUGUGCUCAUUCAAAUCUGAAUGGAGUUUGGUACAGAGGAGGACACUACCGCAGCCGCUACCAGGACGGGGUCUACUGGGCUGAGUUCAGGGGAGGAGCCUAUUCACUAAAGAAAGUAGUCAUGAUGAUUCGUCCUAACCCCAACUCUUUCCUCUAAGGAACAGGAACCCAUACUGUACUGCAUUUAAAUAUUGUUUUUAAAAUGAGGCGGUACCACAACAAGAUGAUGCUGAAAGUGCAGUUUAGAAAUGCCAAACACUCCUUAUUGACACAUCUGAGACAUGCUUCAGGAUUUUUUAACAGGAAUUUCAAGCUGUCAUUUAAAUAGUUCCUCAUUUAUUAUAAAUAUAUACAGUGAGUCACAAGCAAACAAGUCUGACACAGGAAAUGUAUCCGGUGACUAUCUUUUGAUUUCAAGCUAAAUGCUUUAUGAAUAUAUUUUACUUUAAAUCCAGUUUUCACAUUUUGGUUCAUUCACAUCAAAAAUCCCAGUGAAUCUUGAUUCACCACUAAAGCAAAAAGAGAACAAAUAUUCAUAAAUAUUACCAGUUUCUAAAUUUUUAUCUAAAAAAGGUGAAAUAAGUGUCUUAACAUUUUAAAAAGGUACGUUUUCUUCCUUCUUUUUUUUUUAAUGAAACAUUUGAAACCGAGUUGCUUACAUAAACCAGGCGCUGUAAUUACUGUAUAAAUGUAUUGGUUUGUUGAUGUCGACAGAUCCAACUAAGUUUGUACAUAUGAUAUUUGUAAAAUAAUGUAUGAAAAAUGAUGCCACAUCACAUUGCAAUAAAAUAUGUACAGUUCUC
Messenger RNA from Nothobranchius furzeri (turquoise killifish), 2744 nucleotides. RefSeq names its product angiopoietin-like 2b (gene angptl2b). NCBI's taxonomy places the organism in Eukaryota, Metazoa, Chordata, Actinopteri, Cyprinodontiformes, Nothobranchiidae. The record is from RefSeq and is a predicted model, not a curated record.